Molecule: messenger RNA, 1388 nt
Organism: Helianthus annuus (common sunflower)
Lineage: Eukaryota; Viridiplantae; Streptophyta; Magnoliopsida; Asterales; Asteraceae
Product: E3 ubiquitin-protein ligase RNF168
Exons: 6
Coding region: 78-1175 (365 amino acids)
Biological process (GO): double-strand break repair
Cellular component (GO): site of double-strand break; nucleus
Molecular function (GO): ubiquitin-protein transferase activity; nucleosome binding
Source: RefSeq, a predicted model, not a curated record
AUGCCAUCAAUUCCCCUCUUCUCUCUCUAACCCCCCCCCCCCCCUCUCUCUCACAGACAAUUCAAGGGUUUGUGAAAAUGGUGGAAGAAGAACCAAAACGAAGCCCUCCGAAACAACCCGAAACCGGAGGGAAUGCGAGUUGUGUAUUCAGCCCCGGGUUUAGAUCUGCGGCAGCGAUGGCCGGUUGGGACGAAGAAGCACUGCUGAUGGCUUCGCUUAUCGUCGAAGAUACACCUGUUCGUGAUUCCAAACAGAAGAGACGAACCGAUCCGAUGUUCAAAACUCCACCUACUCAUUCCAGAAGGAAGCGUAGAGAUCAGAGGAAGAGUCCGGUUUCGAGUUUCGUGGCUGUUCUUGAUCUUGAAGAGGAAGGUUCUAAAAAAGAAAGUUUAGAAGAGAAGAAAGAAGAGAAGAUUGAUGCGGUUGUUAGUGGUAAAAAGGUUGAGAAAUCGAAUGAAUCGAGUUCUGGAAACGCUUUGAUUCCUUGUAUGGAUCGGCUUCGUGAAGAACUCUCUUGUGCGAUUUGUUUGGAUAUUUGUUUUGAACCGAGUACGACUUCCUGUGGGCACAGUUUUUGUAAGAAAUGUCUGAGAUCUGCUGCUGAUAAGUGUGGUAAGCGUUGCCCGAAAUGCAGGCAGCUCAUCAGCAAUGGAAGAUCUUGCACCGUCAAUACAGUUCUAUGGAACACGAUACAGCUUUUGUUUCCACAAGAGAUAGAGGCAAGAAAGGUGUCGGCAGGAGGUUCAAACGCCUCGGAAUCCGUUGAUCUCCUAAGCCCACCAUCAAGGCGGAGGAACCAAUACCGGAGCGUAAUUCAAGCGUUAAAUAGUCCUGAAGGAGAACAGCUAAGCUUGGAAAGGAGGCGGAGGACCAGUAACAACCACAACCACAAUUUGAGACACCAAAGUUUCCGUCCGGCUUCUGUUGUGUUACUGAACAGCAGAGAAGCCGGAGAUAAUAGCGUGAGCAGGAGGAGGAGGAGGCCGCCACAAGUGCAAGAUGACGAUGUUACUUUGGCUCUGAGAUUGCAGCGAGAGGAAUUUAUGGGAGCGUUUGGAGGGCCUGAAGAACAACCGCGAGAGCAACAGAGAAGAGGCUCUGUGGCAACAGCCUCUAGUAAUCUGAGGGCAAUGGCAUCUCGAGCUAUUAAUCUUCGUAAUCUUCGUGGCCGCUGAACUUAAGACUCACUAGUUGGUUUGGUCACAAUUUCUGUGAUAAUUUCAUUUGGAGUUUAUGCUGUUAGUUUAUGAUAUUAACCGUAAUGAGUCAAGCAUACUAAAAACUGUUGAUGAUUGAAUCACCAUCUUUAGGAUUUUUGGUUGGUAUGUUGACUUAUUAUGUUCUUAUUUUUGCUGAAAUUCCAUUAAUAUUUAAGAUUUAUCACAUCA